GCGGAAGCCCCGAAUCUAUACUUGGCACACGCCGCGGAAACGCUGCCGACCCCGCACUAGCCACGCCCGGCGUGCCAGUGCUGACGACGCCUCAGCGCUGUCCUUACAUUAUAAAAUCUUCAGCCACAUAUCCGGGCCCUGCCAUCUGCAUACCCCACGUGCGUCCUUGUUUGCAGAUGGUUUCUAGCCUCUUCGGCCAUGCAGAUCAAACCGCUGAAGCGGUCCGACACGACUUUCAGUGAGGACUUGGACUAUACGCACACAACAUACAAUGACAAGUUUGUUGUCGUGUACGACUUCAGCAGCGUUGACGAACAUGUCGCCAUCCAAGAAUGCGAGCAGCUGCUGCAUGAUCUCGAGUCAGCUGGCCUGAAUACCGAAGUGCGGCCUGGCUAUGAUCUCUCUUUGUUGGUCUUCGUUCAGGUACCAAGGGAUUUGCUUGGCAACACAGUCUACAAGUCGAGAGUCAAGGAUUGGCUCUACGGCAUCACCAAGAAUCAUCCCGGCGGCACUGCCAAAAGCAUCGUCUCGGGGGCUUUCGAAGCAGAAGAUAUUCUCUCUGUCUAUCACCUGGUCCACUGGCGCAAAGAGCUUGGAGGCGCAGGCAUCACGCCAGGAUUCCCGCCCUGGGAAAACGUGACCUCAAUCUUUCCGCUGCACAACCAGGCCGCGAAUCGGGCUCUGCUGGCUCAGCUCAGUACCAAAGUCUUUUUGGACGUGGAAGACCUCGACCAGAUCCGUAACCUCUGGGGAUCCAAAGUCGCUUUCUAUUUUGCUUUUAUCCAAACCUACUUUCGCUCUCUUGCCAUUCCAUGCGCAGCUGGAAUCUUUGCGCGGUUUUUCCUUCCACAAUAUUCGCUGCGUUUCGCAUUGGUAAUCGGCGUUUGGUGCACGGUAUUCCUGGAGUACUGGAAGAUCAAACAGGCAGAUCUUGCUAUCCGCUGGGAUGUGCGCGGCGUGGGUAGCCUAAAAGUCGAUCGUCCACAGUUUCGCUACGAGAAAGAGAUUAUCGAUUCAGCUGGACGAGUGAUGCGCAUCUUCCCAAGAUGGAAGCGGAUUGUGCGACAGCUGGUUGUCGUUCCCUUUGUUAUUGUUAGCACGCUGGUUCUCGGGGCUCUCAUCACUAUUGUCUUCGGUAUCGAGACAUUCACCGGAGAGGCCUACGAUGGACCAUAUAAGUUUUUCCUAGAAUACCUCCCGACUGUCCUUCUGGCAGUCUUUCUGCCCUAUGUCACCAAUUUCCUGGAGGAUAUUGCUACCGUUUUGACAGAGUACGAGAACCAUCGCACGUCGGAUCAUCACGAGAUGUCCCUCACCCAGAAGAUUUUUGUGCUCAACUCAAUUACCAACUACCUGCCUAUUCUACUCACUGCGUUCGUAUAUGUUCCGUUUGGCAAUAAGAUUCUGCCGUUCUUGCAAGGUAUUGUGGAUGCGACACUGGGGAUGCAGAACCGGGGAAAGACAGAAUUCCAUGCCGAUCCUGACAGACUGCGCAACGAAGUCAUAGCACUGACUGUGACUGGACAAGUGUCGGGUGCUAUAGAAGAGCUGGCAUUGCCAUGGCUAAAGGACCAAGUCAAGCAGUGGUGGCGCGACCGGCAAGCUUCUCGAGCGCAGAACCGCGGUGACACGCGGGCAUUGCCAGUACCAGAAGAUCCUUCUGAAUCCCAGUUCCUCCGCCGCACGCGAAGGCAGGCGCUUCGAGAGCGAUACAACGUCCAGGAAGACAUAUCGGAGAUGGUGAUUCAGUUUGGCUACUUGGCAUUAUUUAGUCCAGUGUGGCCGCUGGUACCCAUUGGAUUUUUCAUCAACAACUGGUUCGAACUUCGAUCCGACUUUCUCAAAAUUUCCCUGGAGUACCAAAGGCCCACACCUGAGCGUGCCGACGGUAUUGGUCCUUGGGUUGCCAGCCUGGAAUCGCUAACAUGGCUUGGAAGUGUCAGUAGCGCAGCCAUUGUCCACCUCUUUGGAACUCGACAUCUCCUUGGCGAGUACUUUGGGUUAAGCACAUGGGCCAGCCUUCCGCUGACGGUUCUUAUUUCUGAGCACACUUUCAUGGCGUUUAGAGCAGGAGUUCGAUUUGCCCUCUCGCGCAUAGGAUCCGAGCAGAUUCGAAGAGAAAGAGCCGAGCAGUACGCGGAGAGAAAGAGGUAUCUCGAUGAGCUUGAGGCAAAGGCAAACAAGGUGUCGCAUCUUGACAUAGCCGAGCGUGAAAGACGAAAGAGCGUGAGAAUCAACAUGGCGGAUAUUUUUUGGACAAGGCAGGCGGAGGUAGGAGCCAGCGCGACUGCUGGUGUCAGUAUCAUCAAGGCGUUGAAGAAUGCAAAGGAGGAAAACACAGUCACGGGCAGGGAUCUGAAAAUUGAUUAAUGGGCAAGGUUUGAGCAUUUCAAGAGGCAAAGUUUUUCGAGGUAUCCUUUCAAUUAUGUACACUAAUAUCUCC
Molecule: messenger RNA, 2443 nt
Organism: Exserohilum turcica Et28A
Lineage: Eukaryota; Fungi; Ascomycota; Dothideomycetes; Pleosporales; Pleosporaceae
Exons: 4
Coding region: 199-2370 (723 amino acids)
Biological process (GO): chloride transmembrane transport
Cellular component (GO): cortical endoplasmic reticulum
Molecular function (GO): chloride channel activity
Source: RefSeq, a predicted model, not a curated record